AGUGACGACAACUUCCUGGGUCCUUCCUCCUCCUGGCAUUAGAAGCUUGCAGAAGACGGACAGCAGGGAAAUGGCAACACAGGAAUGGAGAACAGGGACCGUUUCCCCAAGUUUCAAGGUCCUGGGAAUUAAGACGGAGCAGCUGGACCCAGCAGGACCUGAGCAGCAGGGGGGACUGGAGGGAGCAGAGAAACCCCCUCAUGCCAUCGAGGCCGAGAGCCUGAGGGAGCGGGCCUCUCCUCAACAGGUGAAGUGGGAACCAGAGGAAUGCCUGCCCAUUUGCUGGGCUGCCCAGUCUCAGGAGUUUCUGAAGAUGGUGCGGCCCUCUCGCUCAGAACAAGGAGACUUCCACCUGAGGAGAUCCACGCCGCAGGCUGACACAAAGUCAUUUCUGGCUAUGGCUGGCCAUGGCCAGUGGCCUCUAGAGGGGAGGGGGAGGUGCCUCUUGCCAGGACUUGGUGGAGAAGCCCUCCCGGCCUGCAGCCAAAUGGGCUCCAGAGACCAAACGGAUCACGGGGAUUUCACCAGGACAGAGGCCAGUUUCCAGCACUUCAGGCUCUUCCGCUACGAGGAGGCUAGGGCCCCACAGGAGGCGUGUGGGCGGCUUCGGCAGCUGUGCCAUCGAUGGCUAGAGCCCGAGAGGCGGACCAAAGAGCAGAUCCUGGACCUGGUGGUCCUGGGGCAGUUCCUGAGCAUCCUUCCCCGGGAGAUGCAGGGCUGGGUCCGGGGACAGAGACCAGCCACCUGUUCCCAAGCAGCAGACCUGGCAGAGGAUUUCCUGCAGAGGCGGCUGAACACCGAGAGGCCGGAGGAACAGGAAUUGGAGCCCUACGAGGAGGUCGCUGUGGAUUUCCCCGAGGAAGAGGAUGCCCAACAGUGCCCAGAGCAAAGAGGACUCAUCUUCAAGGAAGCCAAGCAGGAAUGCACUGAGGAUGGCAUCCAGCAAGGUGUUGGUUCUGAGACUGAGGACAAAGAAGAGAGGCGUCAUGUAGAAAAGCCCAGGCAACUAGAACCCACCGAGAGCUCUUUGCAAGAAGCGGAAAUGAACACUGUACAGAUUCAGAGCUAUACAAGCGAAUUCUUCGAAAGCAGAGGGAGAAUCCGCACAGGAGAGAAGCAGUACAAAUGCAUGGAGUGUGGGAAAAGCUUCAUAUAUGGGUCGGACCUCAUUAAACAUGAGAGGACACACACGGGGGAGAAACCAUUUGCGUGUACAGACUGCGGGAAACGCUUCAAUCAGAGCUCACACCUCUUUUCUCACGAGCGGGUCCACACAGGAGAGAAGCCCUACAAGUGCUUGGCCUGCGGGAAAAGCUUUGGCUGGCGAUCGGGUCUUGUGAGACAUCAGAAAAUCCACACAGGGGAGAAGCCCUUUAUAUGUCCAGACUGCGGGAGGAGCUUCAGCGUGAGCUCGGACCUUAUCAGACAUCAGAAAAUCCACAUGGGAGACAAAACCUACAAAUGCUCAGGCUGCGGGAGGACAUUUAGUGGGAAGUUGCAGAUCUCCAGCCACCAGAGAUUCUGCACAGUGGGAAAUUGCUGAAUCCCAAACAGCGCACAUACAGAAGUGCAUUCUUGGGAUUGGACAGGGGGCAGUUUUCUGUGUGAUCUGUGGGUUAUAAAUCCUCAAGGAAGGGGCCAUGGUGGUCCAUGGCUUGCUCCAUUUCCCUGCAAAUUCCUGCACUGGCAUUGGAGAGCAAUUUCUGGUUGUAGUAAAUAAAGAUGACAGAUUUUAAAAUAUAUAUACAUAUGUAUAUACAUAUAUGACAUGGACAGUGUAAGGAGGUAUGCAUAAAAUGGGGUUGUUUUUUCUCAGAUUCAUCUCAAUGGAUUACAGCAUAAGAAUCUAUAGUUUGGGUGACCUCUAUAAUACAGGCCCUGCGUUUGACCCGAAAGUCAUGAGAUGGUCAGAACUGGUUUGCUAAUCUCAGGAAGACAUAUACCAACAGGAUGAACACGUUAUACGGAAGGUCCCAAAUUCCAGGUGUACUCAGGAAUAAUCCCUUUAGCUAAACAAUGGUCUGUGCCCAGGGUAAAGUUUGAGUCAGCGAAACUCACAUAAGAUAAAGUUCAGGUUCAAUUAACACAUAUUCAAUUUCUACAGAGGCUGCAAGUAAAGGUUUAACUCUGGUAGGGAGAACAAUCGUAUUACAGGAAAUUCUGUCAUGUCCAAAGUUGCUCAGUGACCUAAGUCAUUCCCCCACCCCAAUUUACAGUCAGUCCAAUGAAGGCUUAAAGUGUAUUUAAACUUAAUUUUGAGGGGAGUUGCAGCACCUCUCGGACGGCAGCAACUUCCUCAUUCUACACAACACCCCCUAAGAUCAUCUCAACACACAGCUUGGGACACCGGGUCAGGAAAGGGAUACGAUUGAUAUGUUUGGCCGGGUGGUAAUAUGCAGGAGGAGGAAGAAAGAGCCUGGCUGUCACCAAGCAUGUGAUCCUUUACCCUGACCUUGUGCCCUGAUUUCCUUCAGGAAAGAUAUGCAUAUCUCUAGUUCUUUCUCUGGUGUGAAUGUAUGCAGUCUUGGAAGUAAUUGGGAACAGGGGUUUAUCUUAUGCUAUUUAAAUUUAAGGAAUGAAUAAUUGGGCUAAGCUAGACGCUGCUUGUAUUUAAUUGUAGUUGGAGAUGCUAUAUUUUUUUUCCUGUUUCCUCUUUCAAUAAACCAACCUUUAUUGUA
Messenger RNA from Rhineura floridana, 2678 nucleotides. Its product is annotated as zinc finger and SCAN domain-containing protein 16-like. The record is from RefSeq and is a predicted model, not a curated record. Lineage: Eukaryota; Metazoa; Chordata; Lepidosauria; Squamata; Rhineuridae. Gene Ontology annotation, biological process: regulation of transcription by RNA polymerase II. Gene Ontology annotation, molecular function: RNA polymerase II cis-regulatory region sequence-specific DNA binding; DNA-binding transcription factor activity, RNA polymerase II-specific. Bases 71 to 1543 code for a protein of 490 amino acids. The transcript is spliced from 4 exons.